CCCAGCAUUCUUCUGUUUUCUCUGUCAAUAUGUCUGAAAAAAGUUCUUAGACGGUAGAAUGGGUUCAUUUUACACUGAACCUUGCUAAGGCCCAGAUGAGUGGAGGCUUCUGCUCUUAGAGUUCAUCAGAAAACUUGCUCCAGGGGUUGGGGAUUUAGCUCAGUGGUAGAGCGCUUGCCUAGGAAGCACAAGGCCCUGGGUUCGGUCCCCAGCUCCGAAAAAAAGAACCAAAAAAGAAAACUUGCUCCAGUUCUUAAGGGUCAUUAGGCCACUGAAGCCUUGAUAGCAUAGUUUGGAACCCAAAAUUAGGGAUUCACAUUUAAUUGCCCCUUUGAUUUUUUUUUUUUUUUUUGAAAUAAGAGCCUGAUUUUGUAGUCCUCACUGGCCCGUAAUUCUCUCUAUAUAUCAGGCUGGCCUUGAACUCACAUAGCUCCAACUAUCUGCCCUGUGAGUACCGGGAUUAAAGGAAUGCACCACCAUACCUGGCUUUGGGUGUAAUUUUUGAGACAGGGUUGCAUAUAGCCCAGGCCAGCCCUAGACUUAUAUAGCUGUGGCUGUCUUUGACCUCCUGAUCCUCUCCCUCUCCCUCCCAAGUGUGGGCAUCACAGAUAUGCACCACCACUCCUGAGGGCUUGUUGGGCUUUUUUACUUAAAAAAAAAAAAAGUCCUAAUUAGUAGGGGACAGGGUCCUCUUAUAUGUCACCUUUAACUCAGUCUGAUCAUAAGUGCCAUGUUCCAGUGCUCACUGCUGAGCUUUCUAAUGACUGUUGGAGUCUGGGCACCCUUAAUCACAGCUUGGAAAGUGUAGAUUUGUUAGACCUCUUUGAUGUCAUGUGGGAUGUGGGGGUCUCGCAUUAAAAGCAAGUAUCUCAGACAAUAAUAUAGCACAUUGAGAGGUUCAGGGAAAGCAGAAAAACAACAGCGUAACUUUUAACUUUUAGAAAACUAUGAUUUUCAUGAGGAAAAUGAAAGGUUAGCUUGCCUAUCUGUGGGUUUUUUAUUUAUUUUAUGUAUAUGAAUGUUUUACCUGAAUGUCAUAUAUGUGCCUGCUGCACAGAAAGAUCAGAAGAAUGUGUCAAGGUUAUCUGAAGCCUUGGAACUAGUGAGUGCUAGGCUUGAACCCCCAAGAGUGAGAAGCACUCUGAACUGCUGAGCCAUCUCUCUAGCCCCAUCUGGUUUUUAAAAAAUACUUCUGCUAACAUUUUACAGUUUGUCCAUGAAAGAUCAAAGCAUGUUUCAGAAUUGUAACCUUCCUGCACGGAUUGCUUUGUUCCUAAGAGAGAAGAGGCGUGGUGGCGGUGGCUCACAGUCCCAGCACAGGGGAGGUGGAGGCAGGAAGGUCAGUACAUUUAAGGUCAUCCUUUAGCUGCCUAUUGAGUUCAAGGCUGGGGGCCAAGGAGAUGGCUCAGAGGGGACAAACACUUGCUACCCAAGCUCGAUGACCUGAGUGUGACCCCUGGAACCCACAGUGGAAGGAGAGAACUGACUCAGGAACGUUGUCCUCUGGUUUCCACACAGGAGCCAUAGCAUAAGCAUGCUUGCACUCAGGAACAGGGAUAGUGAUCAUAAUUAAGGGCCAGUGAGACAGCUCACUUGUCUUCACGUGGGUGAUCCCAAUCAAAUAACGGGAACCCUCGGGUGAAAGGAGACCACCAACUGACACUAGUUGUCCUCUAGUCUCCGUGUGCGCUAUCGAAUGCAUACAUAAAGUAAUAAAAUGUAAAAAUAAUUUAAUAAGAUCAUUCUUUUAAUUUAAAGAUGGUGACUAGAGAGAUGGCUCUGUGGUUAAAAGCACUGGGUGCUCUUCCACAGGAAUCCAGUUUUCCCAUUUGGCUGAAAACUGACUGUAACUCCAGUUCCAGGAGAUCUGAAACCCUCAUCUGGCCUCUGUGGGCACUAUACACACAUGUACAACUCACACCUAUAAACAUGCCCUUUUAAAUUAAAAGAAUGAAAUUAUUUAAAAUGCUUAUCUCAAUGGAAGAGCAUUUGCCUAGCAUGGGUAAGACCCUGAGUUCAGGUCUAGUCCCACAUGUAGACACUAAAUAAAUAAAAGUAGACCUGUAAAGAAAACAAACGAAGCUGGGCAGUGGUGGGGCACACUUUAAACCCCACACUUGGGAGGCAGAAGCAGGUGGAGCUCUGCAUUCAAGGCCAGCCUGGUCUACAGAGGGAGUUCCAAGACAGCCAGAACUACACAGAGAAACCCUGUCUCCAAAACAAAAGAAAAAGGACAAUAAGGGCAACCUGGACUGGGUGAGCCCCUGUCUCUAUGGGAGAGAGAGGAGGGCAUUGUGGAGAAUGAGAAAGGGUCUUAACUGUCAGGAGAAAAUUGGAAGGAGAUUCCUGAGGAAUGUCUUCUUUGUAGCUUCUGCUUCUCUCCCCAAAGCACAGAGGUAGAAAAGAUCCCUUCUUUGGAAACCUUGCCUACAAAAGUGGCAGUGGAUAGUAUUGUGACACAGUCCACUGGCGGAGUCCCCUCACUCCUAAGGACCCAUAAGCAGGAAGAAGUUCUGAAAAUCCCUAGGAACCAGAACUAGUUCAGACUCAAGCCCAUUUGCACAGUCUUAGGAAUAUGUUGAAAUAACUACGGUUUCUUCUCCUUAAACUUCAAUAGAAGUUUUUAACAUCUGUUCAGAUUUUAAAAUCUGAACACAUUUCCCUCCUAGGUGCCUACGUUACGUUUGCCUAGGGCAGCUGUUUCUGCUUAGGGCCACAAUUCCUUUUUUGUAGUUUUUUUCUUUAGUAUGCAUUGGUGUUCUGCUUGCAUGCAGGUCUGUGCGAGGGAGCCAUGACUGUCUUCAAUUGGUGAUGCAGGCAGCUGUGAGCUGCCAUGUGGGUGCUGGGAAUUGAACUCAGGACCUCUGGAAGAGCAGCCAGUACUCUUAACCACUGAGCCAUCUCUCUAGCCCCAGGAACCCAUUUCUUAAAGCAGUUUUCUAGGAAUGUUGGAGCACUCCUUUGCAAACUUCUGAAGCACUGUUUUAAAAUGGUCACUUCACACAGACAGUGCUGCCCAACUAUGGUUAAAUAUAUACAUAAGAGACUUUACACUUACCAAAGACUAAUUUAUUUUUUAAAUAAAGAUUCAAAAACUUGUCUGAUACAAAGAGAGUUCUGAUUAGAAUCAGAAUACUGUGUAUGCAUCCAGGGUAUGUAUGUGCACAUGUGUGGGUCGUUUACUUGUCUGCAACAGUGGAAACAGUUUCAGUUUCCUUUGCAAUCUCCAGGUGACAGACACCUCUUUUGCCAGUAGACACUGAUAAUCAAAGAAUACAUGGCUUGUCACACGAUGUGGCUCGUUGCCUAGGAACAGGGACAUCAGACUGUCCAGGAAUGUCUGUUAGCACUGCUCCCACCUUCCACCAUCUUUCAUUACCUCAUCUCUUCUUCCACAAUAGCUUGCUAGCCAAUGAAGCAAGUUCCUAUCGUAGUGAACAUUUGUUUUCUUUUUUUUUUUUUUACCCUGAUAACUUUAGAAUGAUUUCCUUACACUUCAGUAUGGGGAAAGAGAAACCCCUAUUGGUUCAGUCAAUAGAAAAAUCAUUUGAUGUCCUUAAAGGAGCAAAGGUAGGAUUUCUGAAAAUGGAGUAGCUUUGAGGCCUCUUCAGCCUUCACAUUAUCCCUUAGUUCCUUUCCUCCAUGUGGUUUUUGAAACACAAAGUCUGAGGCAGCUGGUGUACAUCAGAAAAAUAUCCUAAGUCAUGUGGGAUGCAGCUGGGCGCCCUGCUUUACAGCCGAUUGUGCAAGAGCUCUCUAGUCUACAAAUGCAGAAGUCAAAAUCCCUUCUCUCUGCCUUAUGUAAGUCCUUUAGCUGAUUUCCCAAGUAUGGCCUGUAUCAUAUCUGUAAAUAUCUGUAAAGUUCACACUAGAGAAUGUGACUGGUGACUUAGUUAUACUAGUUUGGUAAAAUCCUGCCCCACAUUAAUGAUUCAGAGUUUUGUUCAUAUUAAUGAUUAUUGGGUCUCUCUGCCCAGUGUUUGUAUUGAAAAUUAUUUCCUAACCAAUAAAGACUUGCUGAGGCAGCAUUCUAGAACCCCAGUAUUUGACCUGGCUGUUACGGUAACAGUGGAACACAGGGUUUUUUGCUUUCAGUUUUCCCCUACCCAGGCAGAAAAAAAUUCCAGAGCAGGAGUGGACCUAGAGCUCAGGGUUGGGUAUGAGGCUCCAGUUUGCUAGAUUGUUUGUGGGGUUUUACCUCAUCUGACACCCAUCCCAUAUUUCCUGUAGCCUGUUAGACCAGUGUAAAGAGCAGCCAAGGCAGCAAGACACUGACGAGGGUUUGGGCCACACAGAGGAAUCUCUAAGUUCUCGCCAUGGUCAGCCGCUCAUAGGAAAGCCAUAAGAAAGAGCAGAUGAGUGUAGAGAAGGAAGCUGGUGGGCCGAACAACAGAAGCAGUGCUCUCCUCUGGAUGCCAGCAAUGAGCUGUGUUAACAAUAGGGCUCUGUGCCCUUGGCAGUUGGAGAGAGGGAAACUACAUGACAUUGGGACUUGGGAGCUGUCCUGCCUCUAUCAGGCCAGCCAAAGUGAAUAGGGUCAGUGUUCCCUGCCUUCAUCUAUGCAGUCACAAAGGUGAAGAUGAUACUGGGAGCACAUUCCCUCCUGGGAGGCCUUGGCCUCAUGCCUCAGCAACUGUGGCAAGACGUGCUAAAUAACACCUUUGUUUGAGCCAGGGUUAUGCAUUGUCAACAAUUUCAUGCCAAGUCUAGGUGGUUUCAGCUCAAGCAGCAAGGACGUGAACAUGGAGCAUCCCUCUGUGCAGCUCUGAAGUAGAGCCAAGCACUCUGCCUGCCUGUCAGAGCCUUAGAGCCUAAGAAGUUCACUGCUGGUGAGGGGGAUGGCCAGGAUUCCCGGAGUGGGAAGAUCUUCAACUUCGUCUUUGGACAACAAAGAAGACAGUGAAAGUGAUGUGGCCCUUCUUAGUCCCAAGGACCCUGACAGAGUACACACGAAGGAGCAGCUGGCACAUCCUGUGUCCUCCAACCUUGACCCAAGCAUGCAAGGCCUCCCUGCUGGGCUCAGCCUGGAUGAUUUCAUCCCUGGCCACCUCCGGGCCCAUAUAGGUGCAUCUUCCCGGGGGACAAGGUUUCAUGACCCUGCACCCAGGACUGUGUGCAACGGCUGUCCCCCGCCCAGGAGAGAUGGUUCCCAGCAUCCAGACCCAGCAUGGUAUCAGACCUGGCCAGGCCCUGGGAGUCAGCCCUCUGUGAGCCCUAAGCAGCCUGCCCCCCAGAAUGCCCAGAACUGGUCAGCCACAUGGACCAAGGACAGCAAGCGGCGGGACAAGCGCUGGGUGAAGUACGAGGGAAUCGGGCCCGUGGAUGAGAGCGGCAUGCCCAUUGCCCCCCGAUCAAGUGUCGACAGCCCCAGAGACUGGUAUCGGAGAAUGUUCCAGCAAAUUCACCGGAAAAUGCCAGACCUGCAGCUGGACUGGACCUUGGAAGACCCACCCAAAGUGGUUUCCUCACGUGCCUCUUCUGCAGACCCCAGGCAUCCAGGGCCCCAACAAAGACCUGCCUCCAGGCCUGGCACAACUGGGACUUCGAGCGGAAGAAACUGGAACCACUCUGAAGAGACAUCUAGAAAUACCUUGAACUAUAAUCUUGGACCAUCCUCAAGGCUUCAUGCCUCAAAUCAGGUGCCUAGACAUCGAGAGAAAGUAGAGAAUGUCUGGACAGAAGACUCCUGGAACCAGUUUCUGCACGAACUAGAAACUGGGCAUAAGCCCAAGAAAUCACUGGUGGAUGACCCUGUUGAGAAACCUGCACAGCCCAUUGAGGUCCUGCUAGAGAGAGAACUGGCCAAGCUGAGCGCAGAGCUGGACAAGGACCUGCGGGCCAUUGAGACCCGCCUGCCAUCCCCCAAGAACUCUCAGGCUCCACGACGGCCCCUUGAGCAGCCCGGCCCGGAGCAGCAGCCCUCCGCCCGACUGUCCUCAGCCUGGAGGCCCAACUCACCGCAUGCACCUUACUUCGGUUCCUCCCGACCCCUGAGCCCCCACAGAAUGGCAGAUGGAGGAGGAAGCCCCUUUCUGGGACGUAGAGAUUUUGUCUACCCUUCCUCAGCCCGAGAGCCUAGUGCCUCUGAAAGGGGUAGCAGCCCUGCGAGGAAGGAGGAGAAGAAGAGGAAGGCUGCCCGGCUCAAGUUUGACUUCCAGGCGCAGUCCCCCAAGGAGCUGACUCUGCAGAAGGGUGACAUUGUCUAUAUCCAUAAAGAAGUGGACAAGAACUGGCUGGAGGGGGAACACCAUGGCCGACUGGGCAUCUUCCCAGCUAAUUAUGUGGAGGUUCUGCCUGCAGAUGAGAUUCCCAAGCCCAUCAAGCCGCCCACAUACCAGGUGCUGGAGUAUGGAGAUGCUGUAGCCCAGUAUACCUUCAAGGGAGACCUGGAUGUGGAGCUGUCCUUCCGAAAGGGGGAACGCAUCUGCCUGAUCCGCAAAGUGAAUGAACAUUGGUACGAGGGGCGCAUCACGGGCACGGGACGCCAAGGCAUCUUCCCUGCCAGCUACGUGCAGAUAAACCGGGAGCCCCGGCUCAGGCUCUGCGACGAUAGUCCCCAGCUCCCUACAUCACCUCACCUGACAACCACUGCUCAUCUAGGCAGCCACUCCCAACCCUCCUCAAUACCUGUGGACCCCACUGACUGGGGAGGUCGGACCUCCCCCCGACGCUCUGCCUUCCCCUUCCCCAUCACCCUUCAGGAGCCCAGAUCCCAACCCCAGAGUCUCAGUACCCCUGGACCAACCCUGUCCCAUCCACGAGGCACCAGCCAUCCCACAAACCUGGGGUCCUCCUCCCUAAACACCACAGAGAUACACUGGACUCCGUACCGGGCCAUGUACCAGUACAGACCCCAGAAUGAAGAUGAGCUGGAACUUCGUGAGGGAGACCGUGUGGAUGUCAUGCAGCAGUGUGAUGAUGGCUGGUUUGUGGGUGUCUCCCGGAGAACUCAGAAAUUUGGGACAUUCCCUGGAAAUUAUGUAGCCCCGGUGUGAAUGGUCUCCAUGGCAGUAUGGAGCCAACGAGGAUCGGGUGGGGAGCAGUAGCACUAUGGGAGGGAGAGAGGCCCUCCAUAUCCUCCUCCCCCAGGACCUAUGCUCCCAGCUUCUGCAGAAACCCCAGCAACUUUUCCUCCAAGCCUCCUUGAAGUCCCCUGGACUGAUUCCCACCCGCAAGUCACAGGCAUUCCUUUGACAGCCCCCUUCACCGCCCCUCAAAUACAGACAUCUGCUUUCAUGUGGAGACUGUCUCCAGGCCUUAUUGAGACCAGACCCCCCCAAGCCUCCACCCCCCCCCCAGCAUUUCCCCUAAUGGGGACUGGCUCUCGCUUCACCCCCAUGGGGUUCCUCUAAUAAGGACCAGCCUCCUACCCUGGUGAAGACCAAAGGCCUCCUCCAGUUUCUCACCAGCUUGCCUGCUACCACUUUGCCUUCUGGCCUCCAGCUGGGCCUGCAAGCAAGGUGGGGAACACCUCCUCAGUCUUCAAGGCCUAGUGAGAGACUUUGCCUCAAGGCCUCAGGGCCUACUGGGCCCCUGGGUAGGGCCUCCACAUAUACCUUACCCACUGAGGCACACAACUGCCCUGGCCUAUCAGAAGAUUUAUUUACAGGGAGACAAGCUUGCUGUCCCAGUUCCCAGCUCUUCCCGGUGUCCUGGUCCCCUCUGGAAGAGAAUGUAAAAUAAACGUGGGCACCAGG
Molecule: messenger RNA, 7697 nt
Organism: Rattus norvegicus (Norway rat)
Lineage: Eukaryota; Metazoa; Chordata; Mammalia; Rodentia; Muridae
Gene: Sorbs3
Product: sorbin and SH3 domain containing 3
Biological process (GO): positive regulation of stress fiber assembly
Cellular component (GO): anchoring junction; focal adhesion
Molecular function (GO): vinculin binding
Source: RefSeq, a predicted model, not a curated record